Molecule: messenger RNA, 723 nt
Organism: Protopolystoma xenopodis
Lineage: Eukaryota; Metazoa; Platyhelminthes; Monogenea; Polystomatidea; Polystomatidae
Source: the annotation of a GenBank genome assembly
AUGAGUCUACCUUGCACCAAGCUGAAAGGCUAUCUAAACCCCGAAAGUCUUCUAGUUCAGCAACCAUGGCGGAUAAAGCCCUCGCAUUUGGUCAGUCUGGACUCAGAUAUGGCUGGCACUCUGAUCUCUCUAACCUCGACCAAUGAAGAUGAUGAGGAGCCUGAUCGAGAAGAGUCCAUGGCCAUGGUCUGCACCUCUGGGUUAGGUCGUGGAGGUGUGGCUGCAAGCUCGAGUGCCGCUUCAGGUGAACGACGUCGCGUUCAGGUCUUAGGCCGUCGUGGCGGCCGUAGACAAGCUCGCGGAGGUCCGGCUGCGACUGUUGCUACCAGCACAGGAGUUGAAUAGCGGAUCAUUUCUAUUUCUAUGCUUUUGAAUCUAUCAAGCAGAGAGAAUACAGAUGGAAACUUAGCGUCCACAGGAGCGAAAUCGGCUGCAGCUGUCGCAGCUGCUCCACUCGGCCAGCGGCCAUAUGCGCCAUUGAAUCGGGCGCUGCAUGAGUGCGGCAUGCUCGGUGGUGGCGGAGGCAUCAACGAUCCAGGGGGCCUGGCUCGUCUUUCAUACUCGGAGUUAGAGCAACUACUAGUCACACUAAGUAACGAUCUAGAGACAGAACUUCGCAACCUUGCUGUUCGAUAUCGGCACAAACGCCAACCACUGUUGGAUGCGAUUGCGGAGAAAACAGCUGUUAUGACAAUAAUUUCGGAGCGUGGCUCGGUUAGAUAA